AUGACUUUUGCAUUGCUUCAAUUUUGCUUCACGAUACUAUUAGCAGAUAAUCAAAUUUCGAGUAGUUCUCCUGCAUCUAUUCCGGACGGAACUUCUCCGCACGAUGAUAACAAGUCUACAGUUAAGAACAGCUCUCCUGCAUCUGUUCCGGACGGAAGUUCUUCGCACGACAACGAUAAACAUACAACAGAGAGCAGCUCUCCUGCAUCUGUUCCGGACGGAAGUUCUUCACACGAUGACAAUAAGCCUACUACAGAGAGCAGUUUUCCUGCAUCUGUUCCGGACGGAAUUUCUUCACACGACGACAAUAAGCCUACUACAGAGAGCAGUUUUCCUGCAUCUGUUACGGACGGAAUUUCUUCGCACGACAACGAUAAACAUACAACAGAGAGCAGUUUUCCUGCAUCUGUUCCGGACGGAAGUUCUUCACACGACGACAAUAAGCCUACUACAGAGAGCAGUUUUCCUGCAUCUGUUCCGGACGGAAUUUCUUCACACGAUGACAACAAGCCUACAAUAGAGAGCAGUUUUCCUGCAUCUGUUCCGGACGGAAUUUCUUCACACGACGACAAUAAGCCUACUACAGAGAGCAGCUUUCCUGCAUCUGUUCCGGACGGAAGUUCUUCACACGAUGACAAUAAGCCUAUAAUAGAGGUAGAGAGCAGCUCUCCUGCAUCUAUUCCGGACGGAAGUUUUUCGCGCGAUGACAAUAAGCCUACAACAGAGGGGGUUUUAUCGUCAUUCGUUCUGGGAGAAAGGCCUUCAUUUGGUGACUUCGAUUCGGGUGAUAAUGUAAUACAUUUUAGUUAUUAG
This is a messenger RNA of Brugia malayi, 813 nucleotides long. Its product is annotated as Serine-rich protein-like. The transcript has 12 exons. The record is from RefSeq and is a predicted model, not a curated record. The coding region runs from base 1 to 813 and encodes 270 amino acids. NCBI's taxonomy places the organism in Eukaryota, Metazoa, Nematoda, Chromadorea, Rhabditida, Onchocercidae.